AGUAUUUGACAGAUGUCAGGUGAAAAUAUUUCAAUUGAAACUUUAGCUUAUCAGAAUUUUUGUUGUUAGUAAUUAACUAACAUUUUAUUAAGUUAUUUAUUCACUACAAAUUUAACUACUUAAAACUUUGCGAUAUUCUUAUAUUUUGAAAUGUCGCAAACAGUACCAUUACUUUUUGACGACGACGUUGAAACUGGGGGUAAAGAAAAUGAUAUCGAAAAUGACUUUGCGUACAGAAAUAAUGUACAAAAUGCAACCAAGGCAAUUCGAUUAGGAUUUAUUAGAAAAGUAUAUGGGCUAUUAACUAUGCAAUUAGUGUUGACAGUAGUUAUAGCUAGUAUUUUUAUGUUUACGCCACAAAUAAAGGAGUAUGUGCAUUCUAACGACUGGAUGAUGCUUGUAUCCUUUAUUUUAAGUAUAGGACUACUUAUUGGCCUACACAUUAAACGAAGAGAGUCUCCUACUAAUUUAAUCUUACUGGCUGGAUUCACUGUUGUUCAGGCUUAUACCGUUGGGGUUGUAGUUACUUAUUACUCUCAGGCUGUGGUUAUACAAGCACUCGUGCUAACAUUGGUUGUUUUGGGCGGAUUAACUGCAUACACAUUCCAAACUAAACAUGAUUUUUCUGCAAUGCACUCAGGAUUGUUUGCUGGACUCUGUAUAUUGAUAGUAGGAGGAUUUAUGCAAGUAUUUCUCCAGUCAUCAAUAUUUGAAAUUAUUUUAUCUUUUGGUGGAGCACUGGUAUUUUGUUUAUUUAUUGUUUUUGACACUCAAAUGAUUAUUCAAAAUUUAUCUGCUGAAGAAUAUAUUUUAGCAACCAUAACCCUUUAUUUAGAUAUAAUAAAUUUAUUUAUAUAUAUAUUACGUAUUCUUCAACAAGUAAAUAACCAAUAAAAUAUUUGUUUUUAUGUAUGUACGAAGUUUUCAAUAAUUAAAAACCAAAAUUUUGUUUGUAUUAUUG
Molecule: messenger RNA, 961 nt
Organism: Brassicogethes aeneus
Lineage: Eukaryota; Metazoa; Arthropoda; Insecta; Coleoptera; Nitidulidae
Source: the annotation of a GenBank genome assembly